UCGCGUUCCAUUCAUAGGCCGCACCGCUCGGACUUUGCACACUCACUCAUAAUAUUAUUAUUAACAUCUGUAUUAUCUGAGUUUAUACACACAUAUAUAAAUAUAUAUAUGAUAUACUAGUCAUAGUCACCGACGCGUGGUCAUUUCUGUUGUCGUCCGUCACAGGGGGUUAAUAUAUUGUUGUUGCUUAUCACCACCACCACCUCCGUAGUCGUCUUCAGGGCCGACCAUGUACUCAGCGGACGUCGACAACGAAAUGUCGCCGCUGAAGCCCGGCACCGGUAUGAGUACCACCGGCAGGAGGCUCAGCAAGCAGGCUGUCGCCGACGACCAGUCAUCCCAGUCAUGUUUUUCGCACAAUCUUCUCACCAUACUGACCAUAGCGUCGGUGUUUGGUGGUGUGGGCCUAGGAUUCUUGUUGAAGGCGUCCAAAUCAGACUGGACCAAACGUGAAGUGAGCUACGUACAGUUCCCCGGCGAUCUUUUCUUACGAAUGCUCAAGAUGCUCAUCGUACCGUUGCUGGUAUCAUCCAUAGUGUCGGCCAUCGGAUCACUCGACCUGUCUCUCAGUAAGCGCAUAGGCAUGCAGUCAGUAUUGUAUUACGCGGCUACCACGUCUAUGGCUGUGCUGCAAGGUAUAUUUUGGGUGAUGCUCAUACACCCGGGUAAAAAACUGUCCGCCGACGAGCAACGUACCACCACGGUAGAUACGUCUGCCAGUCGACCUAUAACCACAUCCGACACCAUCCUGGACUUGGUCAGGAACAUAUUCCCCGACAAUCUCAUCGAGGCGUGCAUAUCCACCUAUCGGACAGUAUUGGUACCGCCUCACGGCACGGCUUUUAACAGCUCUUCGCAUUCACCUGACACUAUUGCCACCUGGGAAAUUAAGUCUGAAAUGGUGGAUGGCAGCAACGUUUUGGGAUUGGUUGCAUUCAGUGUGGCUUUCGGCAUUUGCAUUGGCAAACUUGGUCAAGCCGGUCGUCCGCUUCUGGCCGUAUUCGAUUCUCUCGGAGAGGCCGUGAUGCUUAUGACUAACUGGGUGAUAUGGCUGUCACCUAUGGGAGUGCUAUUUUUGGUGGCGGCGAAAGUGCUAGAACUUGAUGACUUUGGUGCAGUCGUUGGACGAUUGGGAUUGUACUUCAUCACUGUCGUGUUCGGUCUGUUCGUGCACGGAUUCGUUUUGCUGCCACUCAUGUAUACCGCGUUCACUCGCCAGUCGCCGUUCACGUUCACUAUGAACAUGGGACAGGCCAUCAUCACAGCUUUUGGAACAGCAUCCAGUUCAGCAUCACUGCCCAUAUCGAUGGCUUGUCUAGAAGAGAACAACAAGAUCGACGUGAGAGUGUCGCGUUUUGUCAUGCCCAUUGGGGCCACCAUUAACAUGGACGGCACAGCUUUGUACGAAGCCGUCGCGGCCAUAUUCAUAGCACAGCUUCGAGGUAUUCCGCUUAGUAUUGGCAAGAUCGCCGCCGUCAGUGUAACGGCCACCAUGGCUAGCAUCGGAGCAGCCGGUAUACCACAAGCUGGUUUAGUUACCAUGGUUAUGGUGCUCGACACAUUAGGUCUUCCCGCCGAUGACGUAUCCUUAAUUAUCGCCGUCGACUGGCUGCUUGAUCGAUUCAGGACGACGGUGAACGUGAUGGGCGACGCAUACGGUGCUGGUAUCGUGGCCAAGUUGGCCGAGGAUGAUUUGGAGUUGGCGCAAAACACCACCGGUGCCUUAGAAGCUGGCAAACCUGUGGACGAUCAAUGGCACACGACUACAUCGAUGUAACAACAUUUUACCACACCGCCUGGCAAUUUUUUUCUCUUUAUUAUUUCUUUUUUUUUUUACCAUAACGUACACAUCGUGUCAAAUCAUAACGAUUUUUAUUUUAGUUCGUAGUUUACCAUUUUACAUGACACAUAGUCGUACCCGUGUUCGUAACGUUAAGUGCAUAUAAUAUAGUUUAGAAGAUACGCUUAUUAUAUAAUUAUAAUUGAUUAUUAUUAUUAUUUUUGUUGUUAUAACAUUUAAUGUGUUUGAAUUGACAGUGCCAAUUACACGUUGUUCGUCACGUGGUAUUUAUUAUAAUAUUAUUAUUAUUUUUCAUUCUAAACAGUUUCAUCCGUAAACGAAAACAAUGUUCUCGGAUCAUAUGCAUUUGAUGGAGUCCUCUAUUAUCUAUUCGAUUCUAGCAGUAAUUUUCUGAAAUUAGAUUUUGUUUUUCGAUUUUUCUAUGAUCUAGCUAAACAAUAUUUGUCAAAUGAGAACAGGGUACAAAUGACCAAUUCUAUAAGACGUGUCCGUAUUCGAAAACUGCAUAUAGCAUCGUUUUGUAUUUUCCAAGUUAUUCCAGUGAGGUUAUUGUCUAUACCGGUUACAGACAACAUCGCCAAUAUAGUAAUAUGUGUAACGACAAUAAGUUUUUUUCCAAACAUUUGUUUAUUACAGCAAUAAGAACCAACUUUAUUAAUAUUCGAGAACGUUGUUUUCAGUACGUUUGAUAUUUUACGCUUCGUUACAAUUGUUUUUUAGUUAAAUAUAGUAAUAGUAGCUAUAAAUAAUCUAUUAUUAUUUAUAUGUUAUCAGAAUAGACAUAAAAUUGCCUGAAGGUAACCAUUUAUAACUUAUUUUGGAUUGUUAAAAGCAUUAGAGUAAAGUCAUUUUACAGAGCAUUUAUUAUUGUAUAUUCAAAUAUUUUAUUAGUAUUUAGUAUUUUAUAACGCAACCAGUUAGAAUAAUAGUUUGUUGACCAAUAUUUAGUUUUUAAUUUAAAAAUCAAUAUUUGCGGGGCCGUUAAGAAUCCACAACACUUUUAAUAUAAAAUUCACUAUAAAUAUUUUUUUUAAGUUUAGUACCCCAAAUCUAUUAGUUAAAUAUAAUAUUUUAUUAUAAUAAUAAUUUGAUUUGAUAUUUAAAAAUUUAUGUAUUUGUUAAACAUCAAAAUGUUUAGUUUUAGCAAACUCUGUAAAUUAAUACAAUAAAAAUAAAAAUUAUUUUAAA
Adelges cooleyi (spruce gall adelgid) is the source of this 2989-nucleotide messenger RNA. It is a transcript of the gene Eaat1, whose product is annotated as excitatory amino acid transporter 1. Gene Ontology annotation, biological process: L-glutamate transmembrane transport. Gene Ontology annotation, cellular component: plasma membrane. The transcript has 10 exons. The record is from RefSeq and is a predicted model, not a curated record. Bases 230 to 1777 code for a protein of 515 amino acids. Gene Ontology annotation, molecular function: glutamate:sodium symporter activity; neutral L-amino acid transmembrane transporter activity; L-glutamate transmembrane transporter activity. Lineage: Eukaryota; Metazoa; Arthropoda; Insecta; Hemiptera; Adelgidae.